Molecule: messenger RNA, 1832 nt
Organism: Aspergillus ruber CBS 135680
Lineage: Eukaryota; Fungi; Ascomycota; Eurotiomycetes; Eurotiales; Aspergillaceae
Exons: 6
Coding region: 19-1797 (592 amino acids)
Biological process (GO): positive regulation of transcription by RNA polymerase II
Cellular component (GO): nucleus
Molecular function (GO): DNA-binding transcription factor activity, RNA polymerase II-specific; zinc ion binding; transcription cis-regulatory region binding
Source: RefSeq, a predicted model, not a curated record
GAAACGAAUAUACUAGACAUGCCGACAGCCAAAGCACCCUGUAUCAAUUGCCGCGAAAAGCACCUAAAAUGCGACAAACAGGAGCCAACAUGCAAACGCUGCAAAACAAGAGGUCUAAAGUGCAUACGUGCUCUCCGAAAAAUUAACUUCCGACAUUGGUCGACGGAUAAGUCUGAGACGCGGUUCUCGGGGGACCAAACUUGGGUUAAUAGUAGGCCCAGGGAUUGGAAGGUACCGAUGCGGGUGGAGUCGUCGUCAGCGAGAUUGGAGACAACGUUUCAGGAAACGCCUGGACUUUCGGGUUUGUCGGAUGGGCAGGGUUCUUUUCAGGGGCUGUCUGGAUCUUCAGGGAGUGUGACGAGCUUGGGAUGUGUUGAUCCAUUGCUCGUACCUGAGGGGGGAGAUGAUCGUUUACAAGAUGGGAAUGUUGGCCAAACACACCAACUUCGCAACGAUAUUCCAGGUUUGCGGGAGUCAAAUUCGACUAAUGUGUCACCCGGGGAUUUGUCGAGUUUGUAUUUUUCUAUUUCGCCCGGGACGAGCGAUGGAGACGUUCAGUUGGACCCACCAGUCGAGUCUGAUAUUGGCCAGAGGAACAAUUAUGAGAACGAGUGUCCAUUAUACGGCGAGGAGGAACCCUAUUUUCCGGCGCACACCAGCAUCCUGGAAUCAUGCCUUCUGCGCUAUUUCAUCGAAGAGUUAUCCCCACUGUUCGACCACUGCGACGAAAGAAAGCACUUUCAGCUAGUAGUCCCCUUCCGAGCACAGCACUGUCCAACGCUCCGCAAUGCACUCUUCGCAGUAUCUUCGCGCCAUCUUGUCCGACGACCACAAUACAUGACACCACAGGGUGUGCUGUACCAUGCCCAACUACUCACCGAUCUAAAAAGUUCUACGGCAGUCGAGUACAUGCUUCAAUGUAUCCCCGGACUUGUGCAAUUCCCUGAGAUUCAGGACUUAGUAGAACAAGAGAAUAUCAUGGCGGCUGCAGUUAUCCUCCGGCAGUAUGAGGAGAUAGAAGAAGACAUGGGGGACGACGACGAGAUGGGGAUAGAGCUGCGUGAACAGGUCAAUUUCUUGGCUAUCACUCAGACUAUUAUCGAUUCGAUGAUUUCUUCUCCGCUAAAUCAGUCGCUGGCGACGGCGGCUUACUGGAUUGCGAUUCGGCAAGAGGUAUAUUGUGCGUUGACGAGAGAGCGAACAUUGAGCAUGCGCUUUAGUGUGGAAGAUUGGCAGAAUGCGUCUGUCGCGAAUACCUUGAUCAUGCUAGUUGGGGAGGUUGCUAAAUGGUGUUGGGGAGAGAAGUCUCCUGAGGAAUGGGAACGACUCAAUACACACCAACAACAACUCAUGCAAAUCCACAAAACUCACCUCAUCCCAAUCCUCUCCCGAAAAGCAGACAAAUCAAAAGGCGAAAUCUUCCCCACAGUCUGGUACACCUCCGACGCCCAAGUAACCGCAACCCAACACCUAGAACUAGCCAGAAUGAUUCUCAUUGCUGAAAGCCCACAUCUCACGGACGCACCCCGCUCCCUCCAUCGCAAAGCUGAGUCCCAAGUCCGCUGCAUCGUCCUUAACGUGUGCGGCAUCGCGUUAAGCCAUCUACGCUGCCAACCUGCGCUUGUAAAUGCUGUAAUUGCUAUCACGCUCUACGGGGAGUAUUUCACGGAGCAGGAGGAGAGGGAGGCGCUUGUGGGGAUUGUUGAGCGGACGAGAGAGUUGCGGGCUUGGCCUAUGGAGAAACCGUUUUUGACGCUGAAGAGGAGGUGGGAGGUAGCAGAUUGUGGGGGUUUGUGAUGGUUACUUUAUGGGUAUCUCUAGCAAUUGCCGGA